Messenger RNA from Toxotes jaculatrix (banded archerfish), 1664 nucleotides. RefSeq names its product BTB/POZ domain-containing protein KCTD12-like. NCBI's taxonomy places the organism in Eukaryota, Metazoa, Chordata, Actinopteri, Toxotidae. Gene Ontology annotation, cellular component: postsynaptic membrane; presynaptic membrane. Gene Ontology annotation, biological process: protein homooligomerization; regulation of G protein-coupled receptor signaling pathway. Bases 124 to 900 code for a protein of 258 amino acids. Gene Ontology annotation, molecular function: protein binding. The record is from RefSeq and is a predicted model, not a curated record. The transcript has a single exon.
CCACUCAGCCAGAGCAAUAUAAACAUUUCUGUACAGUGACUCCCCAGAUAUCCCUCCUUGUUAGGGCUUCUGUCGGGAUACUAUAAAAUAAUAAUUUUUAAAAAGAGAAAGAGAAACAUAGAAAUGGCUUCAACUUUUCCUGAGAUAGUGGAGCUGAACGUGGGUGGGCAGGUGUAUGUGACCCGACUUGAAACUCUCACUGCGGUCCCCAACUCUCUCCUGUGGACCAAGUUCAGUCAGGGCUCCCCGGGCGACCUGCCAAAAGACAGCAAGGGCCGCUUCUUUUUCGACCGGGACGGCUUUCUGUUCCGAUACAUUUUGGAUUAUUUACGGGACUCUGAGCUUUUUUUGCCCGAGUUCUUCAAAGAGAGGAGGAGGCUGCAGAAAGAAGCGGACUUCUUCCAGCUGCCGGAGCUAUCGAGGCGCCUGGCAGCGGUCAGUAAAGACAGCUCGUACGCGGAGGACAGCGGGGAGCCGGAGGAAGCUGAGCUCACCAGCCCGGUCACCUCUUCCUCCGACAGGACCCUGCGCUCUCCCGGGGCCGACUCCGGCUACAUCACCGUCGGGUACAGAGGCAGCUACACUAUCGGGAGAGACAUUCAGGCAGACGCGAAAUUCCGCAGGGUUGCCAGAAUAACCGUCUGUAGCAAGAUCUCUCUGGCUAAAGAGGUUUUUGGAGAAACCCUGAAUGAGAGCCGAGACCCGGACCGACCCCCGGACAAAUACACCUCCAGGUAUUACCUCAAGUAUAACUUUCUGGAGCAGGCGUUUGACCGGCUUGCCGACGCUGGUUUUCACAUGGUGGCCUGCAACUCCACUGGGACCUGCUCAUACGGCAGUAAUGAUCCGGGGGAGGACAAACUGUGGACCAGCUACACCGAGUAUGUUUUCUGCCGAUGAAGGGACUGAAACCUGCUCUGUGCGUGCAGGAGUAUCUUCAUGAUCACAGCGCAUUAAAAAAAAAACACUGGGAUCAAUCAUCAGCCACAGUAGUUUUUACAUUAAAUAACGUAACUGGCAGUUUCAGCCUUUUCUAGUUUCAGUUUCUUAUGUUUUUUUUUGUCCCUCCGUGCUCUGCGCAUGGGGAUCAGACUGCAGCGAGAGUUAACUUUUCUGCCAUUUUCUCCUCUGUUCUGCAAGAGGAGAACUCAAACGUAUCUCAUUGGUUAGUGAGGAGCAAUAACAAAAUUACUGAUAUGUCAGUGUCUCCAUAGCUGGGGUAUUUUUAUGGCCCACUUGGCCCCACAACCGUUCUGGCUUUCACAAAGACUGCUCUGUUCUUAAGUAAAUGACAUAAAUGGUCACUUAUGGUGGCAGAAAUGUUAGGAGCUGGUUUCUGGUGACCCUCACUGAGCUGUGCUUGCAUUGUCAUGUAACUGUACAGAGGCUAGUGAUGCUCUGAACACAUUCACUAGGACACAUGUACUGUAAAUAGCCUUAAAUAGCCUCUUCUCUUAUCUUUAAAGUCUUUAAUUUUGUGAUAAAAUGAUUAUUUUAAUUUUUUGUUUAAUUUGAAUACAUUGACCACACAUACUGAAUCACUGCUUUUACACCCUAGUACUCUGUCACAAUGCUGCAUUGUUAUGUGCCAUCUAUGACCUGUUGUCAUUGCUUUUUCUUAAGAUAUAAAACUACAGCAAAUAAAGUGUGACACUGUAACACUA